Messenger RNA from Chenopodium quinoa (quinoa), 1962 nucleotides. Its product is annotated as choline/ethanolaminephosphotransferase 1-like. Gene Ontology annotation, biological process: phospholipid biosynthetic process. The transcript has 20 exons. Gene Ontology annotation, cellular component: membrane. Bases 406 to 1575 code for a protein of 389 amino acids. NCBI's taxonomy places the organism in Eukaryota, Viridiplantae, Streptophyta, Magnoliopsida, Caryophyllales, Amaranthaceae. Gene Ontology annotation, molecular function: phosphotransferase activity, for other substituted phosphate groups. The record is from RefSeq and is a predicted model, not a curated record.
UCAAUGAAUCAAGUAUGAACCCUAAGCCACUCUGUUGAAAGUUAAAGGGGGUUGGCCAGCUGCCUCAACUGAACCCACGUUUCCAAAAAAAUAUUCCCAAAAAACGUAAAUUAUAGUGAAUUGCGUAACUACGAAGCCCAUAUAUUUAUCGAAAUGCACGUGUCUUUUCUGUAAAAGCCAAACAACUCCAGCUCUCCUAUUCCUUCUCGACACUCCCGCCAUCUCACUCCCAUUUUCUCUCCGACAACCGCCGCCGCAUCACCGCCCAUCUCCGCCGGGAGAACACUUCGCUUCGUGCUUGGUUGUCUGCCUUCCGUAGUUGCCGGGAGUUUUAUAAAGUUGCCACUGCUGAAUUGAAGUUUCUGGAAUCUUUGAUUUACUAACAAUUGUGAGAGAGAAGGAAGAAUGGGGUAUAUUGGAAAUCAUGGUAUUGCAGCGCUACAUAAGCACAAGUAUAGCGGUGAGGAUCACUCAUAUGUGGCCAAAUAUAUCUUACAACCAUUUUGGACGCGUUUCGUGCUUCUUUUCCCUCUUUGGGUGCCUCCAAAUGUGAUAACACUUACAGGAUUCAUGUUCUUAGUAACUUCUGCAUUGCUUGGAUACAUAUAUUCACCUCGUCUGGAUACACCACCACCUAGAUGGGUUCAUUUCAUGCAUGGAUUACUGCUCUUUUUAUACCAGACCUUUGAUGCCGUGGAUGGGAAGCAAGCCAGACGUACCAAUUCUUCAAGCCCAUUGGGAGAGCUUUUUGAUCAUGGAUGUGAUGCUCUCGGUUGUGCACUUGAAGCCCUUGCUUUUGGGAGUACAGCUAUGUGUGGAAGGGCAACUUUCUUGUUUUGGGUGAUAGCAGCUGUUCCAUUUUAUGGUGCAACUUGGGAAAACUACUUCACGAAUAUUUUAAUUCUUCCAGUAGUCAACGGACCUACAGAAGGUCUCAUGCUGAUAUAUUUCUGCCACUUCUUCACAACUUUUGUAGGUGCUGAGUGGUGGGCUCAACAGUUUGGACUAUCAAUUCCCUUCUUGAGCUGGGUGCCCUUUUUAAAUGGGAUCCCAACAUACCAAGCUGCGUUGUACCUAAUGAUAGCUUCUGGUGUGAUUCCUACUGUUGCAUUUAACAUACAGAAUGUCUACGGCGUAGUUAAAGUGAAAAAAGGAAAUAUGCUGCUUGCAUUAGCUAUGCUUUACCCAUUCGUGGCACUCCUGGUCGGAGUUUUUCUUUGGGAUUAUUUGUCUCCAGCUGAUAUAAUGGGCAACUAUCCCCAUCUCGUGGUUGUGGGAACUGGACUUGCAUUUGGAUUCCUUGUGGGUAGGAUGAUUUUGUCUCACUUGUGCGAUGAGCCUAAGGGUCUUAAAACGAGCAUGUCUAUGUGUCUUUUGUAUCUACCUCUGGCCAUUGCAAAUGCUUUGACUGCUAAACUAAAUGGCGGAAUUCCUUUAGUUGACGAGCUCUUGGUGCUGCUCGGUUAUUGUGCAUUUACUGCUUGUGUGUAUUUGCACUUUGCAACAUCAGUAAUUCAUGAAAUCACAGCGGCAUUGGGAAUUUGCUGUUUCAGGAUUACUAAGAAAGAAGCAUAAGGAAUGUUAGAGUUCUUGGUGCUGCAGGUCAAUACAUUAAGACAGGCUAUUUAAAAUGUGUUGAAACAACUCUUUGCCCGUGGACUGGAAGAUUUCAGAAAUUCAACCAAGAUUGGAAGUUGUACUAAAUUAUGAUAUAAUAUUAUGCUAUCGAUCUGAUUUCACAGCCCUUGAGAAGGCCAAGUUAUAAAAUUAUUAUUGCUUAGUAAUCUUGAGCAGUAUGAUGUUUUUGGCCUUUUUACAGAAUCACAAGGGUGUCUUAAGUUUUCAUAUUCUGUAAUGUAUGAACUGAUACUGUAGAAAUUUAGCUUGCAAAAUGCAAUGCUUUUUUGAUCUAAAUGAAUUUUGCUGAAUAAUGAAUAAUUGUGAUUUCUGGGAUUUCUUCUA